UCGUGUAAAUCGUAACGUGAUCCCGCAUUUCGUUCCAAAGAUCAUCCGUAAUCUGCGAGGCUGUACUUCCUUCUCGAGGAUGGAACCGUGGCAAUACAGCGCCCUGCAAACACAGUUUUCCUCUCUUCUGCAGUUACUAAGCAGCAGUUCACAAAACUCAAGAGUAAAUACCACAGCCAAAGAUAAUUCCACCAAUGGUCAAGCAAUGAAUAUUGAUUCCAAUAAUGAUAAGGCUCUAUGCAAAACUGGUACCAAGCGUAAACUAUCUGACAGUAAUGACCMGGACAAUAUUCGACCCAAGAAAACCAGUUUCCAGCAGCGCAUUGGAGGAUAUCCAAAACUGGUGCUUGAUGUUUAUACACAAACAACUGCUUCGUACGUAGCUGAUCAAAACAGCUCAUUGGCAAAAUUAGCCGACCUUGUUUUAGAGAAUGCGAGAAGACUUGAUAGCAUAGAAAAUUUACUUACGAAGAUGGAAAGAAAAAUCAGCAUUUUUGGAUCAGAUUUUAUUAACAUUGACAAGGAUGCAAAGRAACCUGCAUUAACGGUUGAAGUAAAGCCCUCUUCUUCCUUCGAGUCCGUCACAACUCCUGCCACACCCUCUACCCCAGGGUCAUUUAUGUCAGACACUGAAACUACUUUGGGACAAGCUGAAAAUGCUAUUAAAUCUCCCAUGACAACUGUUGGUUCUCCUCUACGUCUACAGGGAAUCCCAAUCACUGUGCAAUCAAGUCCUGACAAUAGUUGGUCAGGCAAUCCAGCAAUGGUGCAAUCCGUAAUGCAAGGAGUGGAUUCUUCUUCCAAACUAACCAGCCAGGAAUCGAGGACUGAUUCCCAGACAAAGGGACUGGAUAUUGAUGGGGCAUCGAAUAUUCUGGUUCCGGUGAUUUUUGCCUCGGAUGAUAAAACAAGAAGAUGUUCGACUGCUGAGGUUGCUUUACAGGAUCUAUUGAAUGGGAAUGUAACCAACCCUGAAGAUAACAUACAAGUCUUCCGUGGUAGUUGGUUGGGUGACCGACUAGACCCACACUCCCGCGUCUGGUAUUAUGGUGAUUUCAAAAUCAUUCAGCGCGCGGAGGCUUCUGGAUCGAAUCCCGCCAAGCUUUCUUUAAAUCUUUUGGAAGCGCUGUUUACUAGAGAAGAAAUGGCUUCUUCAAACGUCAAUGGAGCAAGAGGAAGGGAUUUAUUAGACCCCAUCAAAAUAAAAGCCAUUUAUGUACACAUCAACUACAAAUUUCCAACGGACCCCGAUAAACAAGAGCUCCGCUGGCAUUUCCUAAAGCCGCGAAUUGACAGCAAAUGCCGCGCUCAGCGACGAAUCCAACGCGACCACCAAGCAGUCGGUGAUGGUCACCAGUCCAACAAAGAAAGACCAUUUAGAAGCAAGCUUAGUAAACCAUCUAUAGAUCCCAGAAUCAAGGAAGAACUUCUCUAUGGCUUAAUGAAACCAGACGGUGCAUCGAAUGUUCCUUCGCAAGUUGUGAGUGAAGUUAUCAACGGUUCACGAGUUAACGGAGACACGGGGAACUCGGAAAUGAGUGGAAAUGUUCAAACGUCAGUACUCGGCCAAACCUCUCUUGCGUAUGGGAAUAGUAAAACGUUAUAGGUUGAUCAAGAAAACAUUUUAGAUAAAGACAAAUUGCCAAAUUUCUUUGUAUGAUUUUAGGGGAAAAAAUUAGAUUCAUAGCCCUUCCCCAAAUUCGCUUGAGUGACCACGAAACAAUAGCUUCAAGUCGAGGUUGGACUUGAUAAAAUACAGUAAAUGUAUGAACACAGCAAGUCAAACCUCGACUUGAAACCAUUGUUUAGCGGUCACUCAAGCGAAUUUGGGAAAGGUCUAUUAGAAAUGGAUAUUUUAGGAAAAUAUUUUAUAGUCCCGUAUCCAUAUAUAUCUAACCAAAAAUGUACGUGGAAAAUAAUGAAACCCCUUUAGCUUGG
Messenger RNA from Actinia tenebrosa (Australian red waratah sea anemone), 1938 nucleotides. RefSeq lists its product as uncharacterized. Gene Ontology annotation, molecular function: DNA binding. Gene Ontology annotation, biological process: protein localization to nucleus; negative regulation of protein catabolic process. The record is from RefSeq and is a predicted model, not a curated record. NCBI's taxonomy places the organism in Eukaryota, Metazoa, Cnidaria, Anthozoa, Actiniaria, Actiniidae.